CCAGCUGGCGGUGAAGGAAACGAGCGCAAGAUUCUCCAUCCCUGCUGCCCUCCACCCUCUCCCUCUCUCUCUCUCUCUCUCUCUCUCUCUCUCUCUGUCCAGUUGGGAUGGGUUCAGGUAGGACCAGAAGAGCCUGGAGAAAGGCAGCGAGGAAAUUCUCUUCUUCUUGAGACGUCUGUCCAUCCGCUCUCACACUGAGGCAGCUUCUGGGUUCUCGCGCUGCUCGCAGGAACACGAAGAGCCUCCAGAGGGUGUGUGAGAGACGCUCGCUGCCUUUGUGUUUUCUUCAGAGGGAUAGAGCUCAGCACUGCCCGGAGAUUCUUCACUUCAUGAAAGGAAAUCUCACACCAGCUCCGCGCCAUGGCACAGGCCGCGUCCCAUCUGAAGAAAAAGGCGGAUUUAGAACUUGCAGCCGCCCAGGAGGAGAAAGACAAGAAGAAAAAGGUCAAAAAAAGGAUCCGGGAGCCCAAGAAAAAGACUGACAGCAAUGCCAGUUACCUCAGAGCGGCCCGAGCUGGAAAUCUAGAAAAAACCCUCGAUUACAUAAAGUCUGGUGUGGACCUCAACGUCUGCAACCAGAAUGGCUUGAAUGCUCUUCAUUUAGCAUCUAAAGAAGGUCACGUGGAGGUCGUGACCGAGCUGAUCAAACUCGGUGCCACUGUGGACGCCUCAACAAAGAAAGGAAACACAGCUCUGCACAUAGCAUCCCUCGCUGGACAGAAAGACGUUGUAAAAGAACUGGUGAAGAAUGGAUCGAAUAUCAACACCCAGUCUCAGAAUGGCUUCACACCGCUCUACAUGGCUGCACAGGAGAAUCAUCUGGACGUUGUUAAAUUCCUCCUGGACAACGGAUCGAGUCAGAGCAUCGCCACAGAGGAUGGUUUUACUCCUCUGGCCGUAGCUCUUCAGCAGGGUCACGAUCAGGUGGUGUCUCUGCUGCUGGAGAAUGACACGAAGGGUAAGGUGCGCUUACCCGCUCUGCACAUCGCCGCCCGAAAGGACGACACCAAAGCGGCUGCGCUGCUCCUGCAGAACGACCACAACGCAGACGUGGAAUCCAAGAUGAUGGUGAAUAGAACGACAGAGAGUGGCUUCACCCCUCUACACAUAGCAGCUCAUUAUGGCAACAUCAAUGUAGCGACGCUGCUCCUGAACCGCGGGGCGGCGGUGGACUUCAAGGCGCGGAAUGACAUCACACCUCUUCAUGUGGCAUCAAAACGAGGAAACGCCAACAUGGUCAGACUGCUGCUGGAGAGAGGAGCUCACAUCGAUGCCAGAACUAAAGACGGACUGACGCCUCUGCACUGCGGAGCCAGGAGCGGUCAUGAACAAGUGGUGGAGAUGCUGCUGGAUCGAGGCGCGCCCAUCCUCUCCAAAACAAAGAACGGUCUCUCGCCACUGCACAUGGCAACACAGGGAGAUCAUCUGAACUGUGUUCAGCUCUUGCUCCAUCACGAGGUGCCCGUGGACGACGUCACCAACGACUAUCUGACCGCCCUGCAUGUUGCUGCCCACUGUGGACACUACAAAGUUGCCAAGGUCCUUGUGGAUAAGAAGGCCAACCCCAACGCCAAAGCACUGAAUGGUUUCACUCCGCUUCACAUCGCCUGCAAGAAGAACAGAAUCAAAGUGAUGGAGCUUCUGUUGAAACACGGAGCGUCCAUUCAGGCUGUGACUGAGUCUGGACUUACGCCCAUUCAUGUGGCCGCUUUUAUGGGCCAUGAAAACAUUGUGACUCAGUUGACCAAUCACGGAGCGUCUCCAAACAGCAUGAAUGUGAGAGGCGAGACGGCGCUGCACAUGGCUGCCAGGGCAGGACAGACCAACGUGGUGAAAUUCCUGGUGGCGAAUGGAGCGGAUGUGGACGCCAAGGCCAAGGACGAUCAGACGCCGCUGCACAUCUCCAGUCGUCUGGGAAAGCCUGAUAUAGUCCAGCAGCUUCUGAAACACGGAGCUUCAGCGGACGCCACCACCUCCUCCGGAUACACACCGCUGCACCUGGCUGCACGAGACGGACACAAAGACGUCGCAUCCAUCCUACUGGACAGCGGAGCGUCUCUUAGCAUCACCACCAAGAAAGGAUUCACGCCGCUGCAUGUCGCUGCCAAGUACGGGAAGAUAGAAGUGGCCAACCUGCUGCUGCAGAAGAGCGCGCCGCCCGACGCCGCUGGGAAGAGUGGACUAACACCACUGCAUGUGGCUGCACACUAUGAUAAUCAGAAAGUGGCUCUUCUUCUGCUGGAUCAGGGAGCGUCUCCACACGCCGCCGCAAAGAACGGUUAUACUCCGCUGCACAUAGCUGCCAAGAAGAACCAGAUGGAGAUCGGCACCACGCUGCUGGAGUACGGAGCCGAUACCAACGCCAUAACGCGGCAGGGCAUCAGUCCACUUCACCUGGCAGCACAGGAGGGCAACGUCGACAUGGUGACCCUCCUGCUCGCCCGUGAAGCAGCUGUCGAUCUGGGAAACAAGAGCGGAUUGACCCCGCUGCAUUUAGCAGCUCAAGAGGACAAAGUGAACGUGUCUGAGGUGCUGGUCAAUCACGGCGCCACGGUCGAGCCAGAGACCAAGAUGGGAUACACCCCCCUGCAUGUGGCCUGUCACUAUGGCAACGUGAAGAUGGUGCACUUUCUGUUGAAGAACCAGGCCAAAGUCAAUGCCAAGACCAAGAAUGGAUACACACCUCUACACCAGGCGGCACAGCAGGGCCACACACACAUCAUCAAUCUUCUGCUGCAGAAUGGAGCUUCACCCAAUGAGCUGACAGUGAAUGGAAACACAGCGUUAUCCAUCGCCAGACGUCUGGGUUACAUCUCUGUCGUCGACACACUCAAAGUUGUGACCGAGGAGACUCACACCACUGUGACAGUGACAGACAAACAUAAAAUGAAUGUUCCAGAAACCAUGAACGAGGUUUUGGACAUGUCUGACGAUGAAGUUCGUAGAGCCAAUGUGCCUGAAAUGCUCAGUGAGGACUAUAUUUCAGAUGUUGACGAAGGUGAAGAUGCCAUGACGGGAGAGACGGAUAAGUAUCUGGGGCCGCAGGACCUGCGGGAGCUGGGAGAUGAUUCGCUCCCUCAGGAGGGAUACCUGGGCUUCAGCGUGGGAGCUCGCACGGCGAGUCCUAAAGUCAGCCUGCGCUCCUUUAGUUCGGAUAGGUCCAACACCCUCAACCGCAGCUCCUUCACCCGAGACAGCAUGAUGAUCGAAGAGAUCCUGGCGCCCACCAAGGACACGGGGCUCUGUAAAGACAUGCCCACCCUUGUCGACCCCCAUUAUAAGCAUCUGGCUUUAGCCAAAGAGUACAACACAGAGUCUGCCAGACGCUACAGCUGGACUCCAGACACACUGGACAACGUCAACCUGGUGUCCAGUCCCGUCCAUUCAGGGUUUUUGGUGAGCUUCAUGGUGGACGCUCGCGGCGGCUCCAUGCGAGGAAGUCGCCACAACGGCAUGCGCAUCAUCAUCCCACCGCGCAAGUGCACGGCACCCACGCGCAUCACGUGCCGCCUGGUCAAGCGACACAAGCUGGCGUCUCUGCCGCCCAUGGUGGAGGGUGAGGGGUUGGCGAGCCGGCUGGUGGAGGUGGGCCCGGCCGGGGCUCAGUUUCUGGGUAAGCUUCAUCUCCCCCGAAACCUCCCGCCUCUUAGCGAGGGCGAGAGCUUCAUUAGCCGAAUCCUGCAGCUCGGCCCGCGAGGAACAAAAUUCACUGGCCCUGUGAUCGUGGAAAUCCCUCAUUUCGGCUCUAUGAGGGGGAAGGAGAGAGAGCUCAUCAUGCUGAGGAGUGAGAACGGAGAGACCUGGAAAGAGCAUCAUUAUGACUGGAAAACCCAAGACCUCCAAGAGCUCCUCAAUGGCAUGGAUGAAGAGCUGGACAGCACAGCAGAUCUGGAGAAGAAGCGGAUCUGCAGGAUUAUCACAAAGGAUUUCCCACAAUACUUUGCGGUGGUGUCGCGCAUCAAACAGGAGAGUAAUCACAUGGGUCCAGAGGGAGGGGUUCUGUCCAGCAUGACGGUUCCUCUGGUCCAGGCCUCUUUUCCUGAGGGAGCGCUCACCAAAAAGAUCAGAGUUGGGCUGCAGGCUCAACCUCUUCCAAAUGAAGUGGUGAAGAAUUUCGUAGGGAAUCGUGCAACCUUCAGUCCUAUAGUGACAGUGGAGCCUCGCAGGAGAAAGUUUCACAAGCCCAUCACCAUGACCAUCCCUGUGCCUCCUCUCUCUGGAGAGGGAGUGAUGAACGGGUACAAGGGAGACACUACACCCAGCCUCCGACUCCUCUGCAGCAUAACCGGUGGCACAUCGCCGGCUCAGUGGGAGGACAUCACUGGCACCACACCUCUCACUUUCAUCAAUGACUGUGUGUCUUUCACCACAAACGUAUCUGCCAGGUUUUGGCUGGCAGACUGUCAUCAGAUCCCUGAGACGGUGGGUUUGGCCACUCAGCUCUACAGAGAGCUCAUUUGUGUGCCCUACAUGGCCAAGUUUGUGGUGUUUGCUAAAAUGAACGACCCCGUGGAGUCCAGCCUGCGGUGCUUCUGUAUGACGGAUGAUAAAGUGGACAAAACUCUGGAACAGCAGGAGAACUUCGAGGAGGUGGCCAGGAGCAAAGACAUCGAGGUGCUGGAAGGGAAACCCAUUCAUGUGGACUGCUACGGCAAUUUGGCUCCGCUCACCAAAUCUGGACAGCAGCUGGUUUUUAACUUCUACGCAUUUAAAGAAAACAGACUCCCGUUCUGUGUGAAGGUGAGAGACAGCAGCCAGGAGCCGUGUGGCCGUCUGUCCUUCCUGAGAGAAGCCAAAACCUCCAAGGGGCUGGUUCAGACCCCUAUCUGUAAUUUAAACAUCACACUGCCAGGACUCAAAAAGGAUGCGGAUUCAGAUCCUGAGGAAGAGAGUGAAAAACCAGAACGACGUCAUACCUUUGCAUCCCUAGCCUUACGUAAGCGCUACAGCUAUCUGACCGAGCCUGGAAUGAAAACAGUUGAAAGAAGUACAACAAGAACACUGCCUGCUGGUUACGCUCACAAACCUGUCUUUUCAACAAGAUCUUACCAGGCAUGGUCGACUGCUCCUAUUACCGUCCCUGGGCAAACAAAAUGCGGACUGGGUUCCCUCUCCAGUUCACCUUCCAACACGCCAUCUGCUUCGCCAUUAAAAUCUGCAUGGUCCAUUUCCUCCACUUCUCCAAUCAAGUCCACCCUCGGAGCUUCAAAUGUUUCUCCUUCAAUGUCAGUUAGCGAUAUAGCAUCACCCAUUAGAACAUACAGGUCUAUGUCAUCUCCCAUAAAGACUGUGCUUCAGCAAUUCCAAAACCAAGUUCCAGUUUCAUCCAGCCUCCUGGCUUCUACAGCUAAAACUGAUCCUGUGUCCAUUAAGGGGCUUGCUGCGUCAUUUUCCUCAAGAACUAACUUGAUUUCAUCUCCUGGAUCAUUGCUAGAGAAAACAUUCAGCACAGUAACCCAGUCAGAUUCUGUAAAGUCCACCACAAAUACAUACUCUGCCUUAUCAUUCAAGUCAGCCCUGGCCCCCACAAGUACAGCAGCGUCCUCAAACGUUCGAAGUAUAUCAAGCUUGUCUUCCAAUUUAACCACCACAGAUGUGUCCAGGGGAACAAUACCGUCAACAAAACCUACAAUACACAGCACAGAAACAGUCCUGUUAAACGGAUCCAUUACACCCCUAAAAUAUCCCUCGUCCUCCUCUGCAUCCUCCCGUCUGUUUACAGGAGGGACUUACAGCUUGCAGGAACGGAUACAAGCCACAACCCAAGCAGCAACAGAAAGUGUCGGUGCGGCGUUUAGUGAGGCGGAGAAAACACUCGCUGGUUCAAACUAUAGCACACUGAGAUCUCUGUCUUCCCCUUUUAGAGGGAAUUUGUCAAGUUCUGUUUACGAUUCCCUUAGAUCACCAGCCACCCCCACCACUUUGAUAUCAUCCACUUCCAUGACUGUGCCUGUAUUUUCCGUGGUCAAUGUGAUCCCUGAACCCCAGGGGAAGAAAGUACCAGACACAAUAACAAUCCCACCACCGACACGCACUCAAGCACAGUCCUCUACAUCUAGACAGAAACCCCCAAAGCCCUCACUGUUUAUUUCCCCUGCAGCCCUCAAAGCAGCUGCCACACCCACGCUGGCAUCCAGUCAAGAGAUUCUUAGGGACGUGGCAGAUAUGAAGGAAGAUUUGAUAAGAAUGACUGCAAUCUUACAAACCGACCCCACUAGUGCAGCCAAAAGCUUUCAGUCACAUGUUUCUAAAGAGUCUAAGAUUGAGGAUGAGGAACCUUUCAGAUUGGUUGAGAAAGUUAAAAAAGACCUUGUCAAAGUUAGUGAAAUUCUCACAAAGGAUGUCCUGAGUGAGGCGAGAAGCUCAAGUAAAGACAGAGCCUCGGAGGACGAGUGGGAAGAGUUCUCCAAAGAUGAAAUUGAGGAGGCACGGCAGAAUGCCCUGCGAUCCCUCCCAACAUUCGAACAGGCCCUACCUGUCGGACCGCAAUCAGUGACAGACAAUGAUCUCGAUUUAGCUAAAAUGGUUGAUUAUUUAGUGAAUGAUAUAGGUGCUAGUUCCAUCUCCAAAAUGGCUAAUGUUAAGAGCAGAUAUGAUGAAAUAAAAAAGGAAGGAGAGGAAAAACAGAAGCGCACCAUAAAACCCGAGCACAAGUUGAAAAUGCCUCCCACAGGUAUGCGAACCUCUCCCUCAGAGAAAGAUUUGAGUAAAUUAGCCGACUCCUAUAGUGGCACAGAUGCUAUCUUGGAAUCCCCUGAUGACUUUUCCCAUGAACAAGACAAGAGUCCACUCUCAGAUAGUGGUUUCGAAACUAGAAGCGAAAAGACCCCGUCGGCCCCGCAAAGCGCAGAGAGCACAGGGCCCAAACCCCCCUUCACAGAUAUGCCUAUUCCCCCUGUCAUAACAGAAACCAGAACCGAAGUUGUUCACGUCAUCAGGAGCUAUGAGCAUCCUGAGGAGGCCCGUGAACCUCUAAUGGACGAGGCUGCCGCUUUGAACCCUCCAGCAUGCACUGAGCCCGAGGUGGCAGUUAGCUCCAUCAAAGACAAGGUAAAGGCCCUGCAGAUGAAAGUCAACUCAGAUGAGCUGGCAUGCGUCAAAGAAGAGACCCAUAUUACCACUACAACUCGAAUGGUCUACCACAAACCUCAGCUAAAAGACAUCGGCUCUGAGAGAACUGAAGAACCAACAAUGUCAGUACAAGACCUAAUGAAAGCUUUUCAGUCUGGAAGAGACCCUUCCAAAGAACUGGCUGGCUUAUUUGAGCACAAAGCUAGCCAAGACUCCAUUAAAGGAGACGAGCUGUCCCCACGGUUCCUUGAAAAGGACAAAAAGCCCAAAGUUGAGAGAAUAAUUGAGGUACACAUAGAAAAGGGCAACACAUGUGACCCAACUGAAGUCAUAAUCAGGGAGACGAAAAAGCAUCCAGAGUUUAUAUGUAAGGGUGAGCGAGGUCUUAAGGAGCUUUUUGAUAAGGUUGAGGGUGAUUAUGAGGCCCUUCAAGAUGAGGAUGAACUUAUUGCUGAAGAGUCACUGCCUUUCUUCUUAGACACAUCCCGAGUGAAUACCCCUGUCUCACAAGAGGAAGAGAGUCGCCCCAGUUCAGCUCAGCUCAUUGCCGAUGAAUCAUACAAAGCUUUAAAGCUCCUAAGCCAGCAUUCUAUUGAGUAUCAUGACGAUGAGCUUUCUGAGCUAAGAGGGGAGUCAUACAGGUUUGCUGAGAAAAUGUUGCUGUCAGAAAAACUAGACAUAUCACAUUCUGACACAGAGGACUCGGUGGCAGACCAGUCACAUAGCAUAAGUGCUGAUGUGCAAGGGGCAGAAGGCUUUUAUGGAGAAAAAGUAGCUGGCCCCAGGAAGGAGUCCAAGUUCAGGUCAGCAAGGGAUGCAUCAGACAAAUCAGGUAAAUUUUCGCAACAAGAUGAGCAGUAUGACAAAGUAACAGUAUUACAUUACACUACUGAUCCUGGUAGCCCUAAACAUGCGGUCUGGAUGCGUUUCACCCAGGAUAGACAGGACAGGAAUAGAGAGAAACUCAUUUACGAAGACAGAGUAGAUCGAACUAUUAAAGAGGCAGAGGAAAAACUGAGUGAGGUUUCACAGUUUUUCCGAGACAAGACAGAAAAAUUAAACGAUGAGCUUCAGUCGCCAGAGAAAAAGAAACCAGCGAGACUUUCUAAGGAGACACGGUCAGGGCCUAGUUCCAUGUGCAACACUCCUGAAAAAAAACUAAAGGGUACAGCUGACGACUGGGAUAAAGGCAGGCAGAAGCUGUUUGGCAGUACAAACGAAAGAAAAAGUGCAAGUCUGCCAAACAGUCCCGAGAGACAUGUGCUGUCGCGCUUCAGUGAGGAUAAAUCAAAACAGGACGAUGCUCCUCAACAAGCAAAGACAGGCAAUGCAGGCCCCCCAGUCCCAGUUAAGACCUCCAAAGUGAGCUCUUUUCGACAAAAGUUUGAAACGGAAGCACAGAAACAGGAUACAGCACAAUCAAAACAACCGGUCAAAAAAUUACCAGAAAGUAAAUUGCCCGUAUUUCAGUCUUUAGCUGGUUCAAAAAGGGCAGAUGAAGAACAGACACCCUCUAGAAAAUUAACGGAAACCAAUACAAAUAAACUAGCCACUGAGAGUAGCAAAGCUCAAGGUUUUCAAGGAAGGGCGGUUGUCUCAAAGCAGGCAGGUGAAAAAUCGUUGCCUGGAAUCUCUCCCAAAUCAGAAACCAUUGAAUCCAGAUCAUCAUUUUUUGAGAAAAAGGAGCGUAAGAGCGAGGAAGAGACACCACAGAGCCCUGCUAAAGUUCAUUCUCUUGGCCUACAUAUUACAAGUAGGCAAAGUGUAACUGAUCAUGUUAAAGAGCAACAGUGUUUAAAAAGUGACACUAAAACUGAGACAGGUGUUUUAUUAUCAAAGGAUAAUCUCAGUAGGAAUGACUCCCAAAUCAAGACCCUUAAGAAAAAGACAGAAUCUCAUAUUCCUGUUAGAACAGCAUCUGGUUCCUCUGAAACUAAUCAAACAAGUAAAGUGAAUCAAGAUAUUUUAGGUAAACAAACUGAAAAGAGUCAAUCACACAUACCUACUUUGACCAAAGCAAGGAUUCAGGGCCGUGUAGAGUUACAGAGAGAGGAAUCUGCAACAAAGAAGUCUCAAGAGGUUUCUGCAGAAGGUAGAAAUGACAUGAGCCCAGUGGAAAAAAUAUCAACAGUUACAACAAGAGAAAGUUUUAAAGGGUUAAAAACGUUACCAGUCUACGUAAGUGUUCAAGUGGCAAAACAGUCUGAGAAAGAUACAUCAGGAGCAGCAAAUGGCACAUUCAAAAAGAUGGUCAGCUCAGAAAGUAGAACGAUUUACACGGUUAGACAAAAACAGCCCCCAUCUCCUCAAGGCAGCCCUGAUGACGACACUUUAGAGCAGUUCUCUUUUAUUGAUAGCUCUGGCAAAAGUCCAAUGACUCCAGAUACCCCAAGCUCAGAAGAGGUCAGCUAUGAUCUCACUUCAAGAACCCCUGACUCUUUUAUUGCAUUUAUGCCAGGUAUUGCUAGCCCAAUAGCAGAGGUUUCAGAGGAGUCGGAAGGUAGCGAGCAGGGAAAACAUUUUUCUUUCAAAGAGUUCAAAGCAGAAAAAACAACCAGUGGCAAACAAGAAACUGGCACAGAGUCAAAAGACAAACGAGUUGCAUAUAUUGAGUUUCCUCCUCCACCGCCAUUAGACUCAGAUUCAUCACAGCCUGAGAAAAGGGGGUCGACUCCGUCUUCCGAGGCUGAGACUGAGAUGAUGGAAGUGAAUCUCCAAGAGGCGCGUGAUAAACGUCUCCUCACCGAACCUAUAAUAAGAGUCCAGCCACCAUCUCCUGUGCCCCUAGGAGCUAAUGACAGCGAUUCAAGUGAGGAGGAAUCAGUCUUUAAACCCAUACCAACAAAGAAAUAUACCUUUAAGAUGGAUGGGGACAAAAUUGAGAAAGAAAGCCAAUUAAAAGAGCAUGACAAUAAUGGGCAUCGCAAAGAACUAGGGGCAAAUGGUAACGCAAAAGAAGAUGAUGAUGAUUAUGAACAAAAUGGCAAUGAUCAGUCUAUCACAGAUUGCUCAAUAGCAACAACUGCAGAGUUCUCACAUGACACAGAUGCUACAGAGAUCGACUCUUUGGAUGGCUACGAACUUCAGGAUGAGGAUGACGGUCUAAGUGAACACUUCACCAAACCGAUUGGCUUCCCCAAUGAGAACAGAAAAGAUGUUUGGUCAUCAGAUAAUUUGACAAGGCCAAGUGACCGUUGCCAGAGUAAACUUGAAGUCAUUGAAGAAGAAUCACCAGUUGAGGAGAGCAAAAAGACCAAAGCCAACACUGAUCCCUCAAACAAAAGAAAUGGUGAAGACAAUGAAAGAAACGGGAAGCAUUCCGAUCACGGUUUGUCGGAAACGUACUUUAGCUACAAGCUUGAUGAGGAGUUUAAUACUCCUUUCAAAACUGUUGCAACAAAAGGAUUUGAUCCUUGGUCAAGCAAAGGCGGAGAAGAUGAAGUUGUGGAUGCUAGAAUUAAAGACGACGAGCCCAAGCCUUUUGGGUUAGCAGCAGACGACAAGUCUACAGCCACAACCCCUGACACAACUCCUGCGAGAACCCCGACCGAUGAAAGCACACCAACUAGCGAGCCAAACCCUUUCCCCUUUCACGAAGGGAAGAUGUUUGAGAUGACCCGCAGCGGUGCGAUUGACAUGAGCAAGCGGGAUUUUUUGGAAGAGAGGCUCCAGUUUUUUCAGAUUGGCCCUCAGAGUCCCUGUGAAAGGACAGAUCUGCGUAUGGCUAUUGUGGCAGAUCAUCUUGGCUUGAGUUGGACCGAACUGGCCAGAGAAAUGGAAUUUACAGUCGAUGAGAUAAAUCACAUCCGUGUGGAAAACCCAAAUUCAUUGACAACUCAGAGUUUCAUGCUAUUAAAGAAAUGGGUUAGCCGAGACGGCAAAAACGCUACAACGGAUGCCUUAUCUGCAGUCCUGACUAAGAUCAAUCGGUUGGAUAUUGUGACAUUGCUGGAAGGGCCGAUUUUUGACUAUGGUAACAUAUCAGGCACGAGAUGUUUUGCAGAUGAUAGCGCAGUUUCCCAGGAGCAGGCUGAUGGUUACCAAGACAUUGAGCUGGAGCUUAAGAGUCCCUCAGAGCUGUCCUAUGAGCCCCCGACCCCCCUGCGGCAGGAUGAUUUCUUUAGCGAGGACGGUAGGCUAAACUUCCCCACUAGUGCCCCCGUUAGGCCCAGUGAACUUUCCCUGCCAUCCACUAGCAGCCCCACGUCUGCAGAUGCCAAGCCUCCUACUGUGAUGGAAGAGGACACCUCGAUCAGAGGUCUAGGCUCCUUCGGCCAAGAGGAUGGGUCAACUGAAGACAACCUUCAUGAAUCUGCGGUCUCCUUGAAACAACGCGACAGUGAAGUAACGUCAAAAGAACCAGACGUCUUUCCAAGCAGCCCGGUGAGAGAGCAAGCCCAACCCAAGCCCACUGUUUGUUCCUCAGCCAGCGGAGCUCCUGGAGAGAGCAGCAAGUCUGGAUUUGACGAGGAAGAUGAAGAAUUGACCCAAGAGAAGAUCAAGAUUCUCUUGGAGAACAUUAAGUUGGAGGAAGGCUUAGAGGAUGUGGAGAUGACUGAGGAGAGGCUGCAAGAGAUCCUCUCACAGGUGCAGCAGGCAGAAACCCAUAUGUCUUCAAUUUCAGGUUUGCAGGGUGAAAUAUCUGGUGCAAAGGUGACGGUGACGGCUUCAGGCCAAGGCCUGGGUAUUGAUACACAAGGGCAAAGCCAAGAGCCCGUGUCCUCAACUAAUGGAGUGCGAGUUGAGAAGCAAAAUGGAGAACAUCCAGAGCACCAAGCGCCAGACGCCAGCAAGUCUUCUAGCAAAACAAAGGGCAAAGCAAGGAAAGACUCUGGACGGCAGGAGGUGAGCAGCGAGACGCUGGAGGACAGAGGAACGGAAUCAAACAACAGAAAGGAGGGCAUAGCUGUUUCUGAAGCUCAGGGUGAUCAGGCCAAAAACGUUCCCGGCGAGACAGUGACAGAGGAGCAGUACACUGAUGACGAUGGAAACAUAGUCACCAGAAAAAUCAUCCGCAAGGUUGUGUGUCGCACGGCUGCUGUGGAGGAGAAGGGAAGGAGAAAGCGUGGGAAGCGCUCCCGGCAGGCCGGUAGGGCCGGACAGGAGGAGGAAGAGGGGGGCCCCGGGCCCCGCAGAGAGCACACUGAGGCCGGUGAAGGAGGGAAUGGCAAAAAGAAGGACGGAAGACAAAGAGAGAAAAAGAGUCAAUCGUAACAGCUGUGUGCACUUUCUGACGUGAAAUUGUUUCAAAAUCAUUUUCCUGGGUGGAAGAUCACUGGAAACUCGCAGGAGGUCAGGGAAUGAAAACGGUGUGUCUACAACUUCACAAAAAUAAAAGGAUUUCAGCCAGAGGACUUUUGAUUUCGCAUGAGCAUGAUUAACUUGUUUCUGUCAGUAACGAGGGGCGGCUGACGGUCACCGAGUGUCGAGAGGACAUUGACGGUGCCACAUUUCCAUCGAUCGGAAGUGUCAGGAAUAAAACACCUCCGUGACCGAACACGCCACAAAACCCCAUGGAUGAUUGACAGAAACGGAGGGGCACGUUCCAAUCACUUCUACACUCGCCUUACUUUUCUUUUGUUUGUUUUUUUGGCCCCAUAAUGUCGGGGUGUAUGAUGCUGUUUGAUGGAGGUUACGAUGUACAUAAAUUACACUGUAUAAAUUCUAAUGUGGCUCACAAUGUUGUCAAGGCACUGGCAAGUGUGUGCGAAUGAACCACCGAUUCUGAUUCCAGUUUUAAGGGAACGCUUGAGUGUAACGCACUUGUAUGAUUAUUAGCAGGACAAAUGUUUGUAAAUGAAAAAAGCCAGCUUGAUUUUAACAACAGACGUUUCUUUUAAACCUGGUACACGACCUGGAGCGCCUGUGGAUCUUUUCAAAGAUUUCUUCAGAGUACUAAUAUUUUCAUGCAUGUGAAUCACUUUAUAAUGAUUGAUUUUUUUCUAACAGCAUAACACACAGGAGAAAAGGCGAGAAUGUUCUGGAUGUGUCCACUCACAGCCUUGCCAUUGCUCACUGUAGUUUUUUGAGUAAGAUGACAGUAUCACUUCAUGGUUCGGCUUCACUAAAACUUCACUACCGGUUUCUCUCUUCACUUACAGAUUCACCAGAAAUCAUGCGUUUCGGCUGUAAGAUGUAUAAAUCUUUUGGUCAGCCGAUCAUUUGUAAUCUUUUCAGCAGUGUAUUAUUACUUUUCAAGGCUGCUGUGGUUUUGGGGAAACUUUAUUUUAGGUUUGGUGCAUCAUUGACUGCGAAUCACCCUCGAGCAUUCAUGAAUGACAGCUCUGGUAACAAACAUUUGUAUGGAAAUAAACAUACACUGGAUGAUCAAAAUAAUUAUUUAAGCUUAUAUUAAACUGUGUUCAAACCCUU
Molecule: messenger RNA, 13443 nt
Organism: Triplophysa rosa
Lineage: Eukaryota; Metazoa; Chordata; Actinopteri; Cypriniformes; Nemacheilidae
Gene: ank3b
Product: ankyrin 3b
Exons: 50
Coding region: 361-12285 (3974 amino acids)
Biological process (GO): signal transduction; protein localization to T-tubule; regulation of cardiac muscle contraction
Cellular component (GO): T-tubule
Molecular function (GO): protein binding
Source: RefSeq, a predicted model, not a curated record